AUGAAGUUAUUUUCCAAACGACUGCGGUAUAACAGUGAAAGUGACGUGAGAAACGUACAUACUGAUUCGUAUGUGGAACAUACGUUAACAGUACCAGAAUUGGCUAGGAUUUAUAUUGACACUUGUAUUAAUGAAGAACAGCCAGAGCAGAGCGAUGGAUUAGGUUUGGCAUUGGCGAGGUAAGAAAGAGUUUUUAAAUGUUAGCUAGACUAAACAGUGAGCAAGAGCUCUGAGUUAAGAUAUUUUGAGCUAGGGUUCUCUGGGCUAGGUUUAUCUGGCCUAGGGCUCUGGGCUAUUGCUUUGGGCUAGGGCUCUGGGCUAGGGCUCUGAGGCUAGGGCUCCGUUUGGGGCUAAACAUGAGGAAUGAGCCAGGCGGGCCUUGACAAAACUUUAAGUAGGGCUAAACCUGAAAAUCAAAGCCCGUCCUAAAAAGCCCAGUCCGUUUGCGCGUGAAAAAAUCGGGUUGGGCCGGCUUAAGAAAAGUUUAUUAUAGAGUAGGCCAAGCCUAAGAUUCAGGCCGGGCCCGUUCCCUGUGUCUACUCAAAGCACAUGCUGGGUUUGGGGCUAGGACUCGGGAUGAGAAACGGACCUUGCGCGUGAAAAAAAGAUUGGGCCAGGCUUGCUUGAGGUAAAAAUAAAGACGGGCUAGGCUUAAACAGUUUUUUUUGCUAUGUCUAGAGAAAGAGCUAAGGUUAGGGCUCUGGGCUAAGGCUCUGGGCUAGAGCUAAGGCUUUGAGCUAGGACUCUGGGCUAAAGCCCUAGACUAGGGCUUUGAGCUAGGGCUCUAGGCUAACAAUAAGACUCUGAGCUAGGGCUUUGGGCUAGGGCUCUAGGCUAGGGCUAAAGCUUUGAGCUAAGAUUCUGGGCUAGACCUCAGAGCUAGGGCUCAUGCUUAGAGCUCAAAGCUAGGACUCAAGGCUAAGGGUAAGCUAAGGCUUUUAAUUUUCUUUUCAGAAAACGUCUAGAAACCGAAGGACCAAACCUAGUAGAUGACACAAAGAAAAAGAAAUGGAACUUCCUACUAAACAAACAUUUCUACAAAUUCUGGAUUCUACUAUCAGGUGCAACCAUCCUCAACAUCAUUGCCUACAUCCUAGAACAAAAUGAUGAGAAAGAGAACAAUGCUCUGACCAUAGCUACUGGUAUAACCUUGGUCUUUGCGGUAGUACUAAUGGUACUAUUGGCAUUUUGGCAAGAACGUAGAUCAAUUGAAAUUGUCAACACGACCAAACGCUUCAUAGGUACGUUCUGUUUUGUAGUACGCGACUGUGAUACUAGAUGCAUAUCAACCAAAGACCUGGUCGUAGGCGAUCUACUUCACAUUAAUGCUGGCCAACGUAUACCAGCUGAUGUGAGGUUACUAUUGGCCAAUGGGUUAUAUAUUGAUGCCUCGAUUAUCACUGGCAACAAAGAUAAGCAGAUUUACAAUUGUGAAGUUGCUGAUAAAAAAACGAAUGUCUUUGAAGCCAAAAAUGUGGCCUUUCAAGGAACCUAUGUCACUGAUGGUGACGGACUUGGACUUGUUAUUAAGACUGGCAGAAAUACUGUAGGUUUUAAAUUGUGUAUUUUAUCAACGUAUUUUACAAUUAAUUUUGAAAAAACUAUUUGUUGUUACAGUUUUCAACAAAAAAAUAUAUUAUCCAGCGUAUAAGAUGUCACCAGCAGUUUGCACAAAACAAAAAGUUGUUGUUUUAAGAAAAAAAUGGCAAGAACUUUCUUUACAAAACAAAAAAUGGCAAGAACUUUUGUUACAAAACAAAAUAUGGCAAAAACUUUCUUUACAAAACAAAAAAUGGUAAGAACUUUCUUUACAAAACUUAAAAUGGCAAGAACUUUCUUUACAAAACUUAAAAUGGCAAGAACUUUUUUUUCAUACUUGAAAAUCUCGUAUUUUAACUUAAUUUUAAAUGAAAAUUUUAAGUUUUUUAAUGUUUCAGUUUUUGGGUAACACUUCAGAAACACAAGAUCACAUUAGAAGAUCCAGUUUAUUGUCUAAGAACAUCAAAGAAGCUGUGGAUAACAUUUCAUACUGGGCUUUGCUUAUGGCCUUGGCUGCUUUUAUGAUUGGCAUGGUUGUUAAUGAGUAAGUAAAGUGGCAAGAACUUUCUUUACAAAACAAUAAAUUGCAAGAACUUUCUUUACAAAAAAAAGUAAAAAACACGAUUCAUCGUAUAACUUGUCACCCGCAGGUCGCAAAUACCAAAAAACAUAUAAAAUUAAAAAAUUGUUACAGUACUCCAAAUGCAAUUACAGUACCCAGAAAUUUCAGCUUCAACAACGUACUGUACUACUUUAUCAUCGGCUUUCUAGUAGUACUAGUCGCCGCAGUACCACAAGGACUACCUCCAACAAUCAUGUGCCAUUUAGCUAUUACUGCCAAACGGCUGUCACAAAAACAUAUUUGUAUUCGAAAUUUAGAUGUCAUUGAAGAACUUGGUGCGGCUACAGUACUCUGUACGAAUAGAACUGGCAUUUUGACGGAGAAUAAGCUUACUGUAACUGAUUUGUGGUACAGUAAGAAUGUUCAUAAAGGUAAAAUACAGCAUUAGAAAUGUAAUAGAAAACGGCAAGGACUUUCUUUACAAGGCUUAAAAUAGCAAGAACUUUCUUUACAAAUUACAAAAUGGCAAGAACUUUCUUUACGGAACAAAAAAUGGCAAAAACUUUCUUUACAAAGCAAAAAAUCGCAAGAACUUUCCUUACAAUACAAACAAGAAAAAAAUAUACGUCGUAUAACAUGUCACACGCAGGCCGCAGCCAACAAAAGCCUUUAUUUUUCUCAAAAAACGCGGCCGGGUCCGUCUCGAAACAGUUUUUCGUCUGAUCAUCGGUAUUUUUUACCUACUUAUCGACUUGUUUGUAUUAUAAACUGUUACCUAUUAUUAAAAAUAUCAUUUAUCUUUAUCAUCUAACAGUUCAUUACCUUUUUUACGUUUAUUUUCGAGAAUUGAGGCCAGUUUUUUAAAGCAAAGCAUGGAUAAUAUAAUUCUUAUUGUUUUUGAAGCGCGCUUCUCGAAUCCAGAAGAUGUUUUGGUAUGUUUUUAUUGUAUUUUAUUGACGUUUAGGUAUUACUUUGAGUAGAAAAACGUUAUUCAUGGUUAUUUUUACUUUCAAAGGUUCCAAAAUGUUAUUUAGGUAAUGAUCGACAACUUUUUUUCGUAGUUUAGUUAACAACCGGUAAUAGUUCACUUUGUAAAGAGAGUUAUAGUCAUUUUUUGUUUUGUAAAGAAAGUUCUUGCCAUCUUUUGUUUUGUAAAGGAAAGUUCUUGCCAUUUCUUCUUGUUUUUCAAUUAUAGUAACUUAAAAUUGUUACAGUACCUCUAACGAAAUCAGCGAUAAAAGAAGUCCGUAAGCAUACGCCUUAUGCCAAUGCCACAUUAUUUAUUAUGCACUCAGUAAUGGGUGUAUGUAAUCGUAUCUUCAAGUUUCACGAACUGCCAUCGUUUAACGUACGACAAGCCUUUAUUCACAAUGAUAACAUAGAAGCUGAAAGUACGGCGAGAAGUGUGCAGUUUCAAGCUGAUUUAGUGACAAUUUAUAAUAUUAAUGAUGAAUAUAUGGAUACCAGGCAUACGGCUGACUUUUCAUUGGAAAUGAAGAGGCAUGGGUUUAAUAGUACGGUGGAUGCUGCCAUUUAUGGGUACUUGAAGAAGGCGAAUGUCUCGAUUAUUGAGUUGGGACAGAGUUAUAAGGUGAGUUACGAGGUGGGGAAUGGUAGGUAGGGUUGGGUAGUGUAAGGGAUAUGCUAAUGUAGGCUACAGUGGAUGGCAAGGUUAUGUAGAGCAUGGUACGGUAGGGUAAUGUAGAGUAAAAUGGGGUAAAGUAGAGUAAAGAGCGGUAAAGUAGGGUAGGCACAGAAUUACUUGAACAACCUAAUACUAUGUCUUUAAGGUAAAAUACGUCCUCUUCAUCUUCACAUACUUAUGUUUUUACAGUAGUAUUAAAAGGGCUGUUUUUCGUAAUAUGAUACUAAAAGCUUUAAGUUGUGGACAGGUAAGGUAGAGUAAGUUACAUUAGAAUAGAUAUUGAGUUCCUUUUCUUUUCAGCCAAUUUUCGAAAUUCCGUUCAACGCAAACCGUAAAUGGCAGUUGAUUGUAGCGAAAUGUCAACGGCCAGUUGAUAAUUUCUUAUAUCCAAUGAAUGUGGAAGAUAAAGAUGUCUAUGUAGUUAUGAUGAAAGGAGCACCAGAUGAGAUUUUAAAGCGCUGUAAUCAGUUUACAUACAAUGAUGCUGUAGUCAACAUGGAUUAUGACUUUAUUGCUCAGUGUGAUGUGAGUUAUAAGUUCUUGCCAUUUUUGAUUUUGUAAAGAAAGUUCUUGCCAUUUUUGGUUUUGUAAAAAAAGUUCUUGCCAUUUUUUGUUUUGUAAAGAAAGUAUUUGCCAUUUUGUGUAUUGUAAAGAAAGUUCUUGCCAUUUUUGGAUUUGUAAAGAAAGUUCUUGCAAUUCCAGGCCACAGCCGAGUCCUUUCGCCUAAAAGGCUGUCCAGUCAUUGCCUUUGCCAUCAAGUAUUUUACAUUGGAAAAGGAUGUAAAACCCAAAAACCUAGAUGAAUGGGCAUUACAAUCAAACCUCAUCUUCACAGGCAUGGCUUCGCUAAAUGAUCCGCCCCGAUCCGACACCCGCGAGGCAGUGCGCAUGUGCAAAACGGCUGGGUUAAAGUUUUAUUUAAUCACCGGCGAGCACCCAAUGUCAGCCUUGGCUUUGGCAUGUCAAAUCGGACUGGUCGAUCAGGAUAUUGACAGUAUUAAAAUUGACUUUGAUCAACCGGACUUUGAAGUAUUUUAUGGUACUGAUUGGGCUGUGGUACGAAGUGGUACACUUCAGUCAUUGAGUCAGGAGAAACUGAGGAAGUUGCUUGAGAAACCUUAUAUCAUAUUUUCGGAGUAAGUUUGAUUUACUGUGGUAAAAAUGGUUUUAAAAUUUUUAAAAUUACGUUUUUUGAAAUUUUUUGUUUUGUAAAGAAAAUUUUUGUCAUUUAGGGGUUUGGAAAGAAAGUUUUCGCCGUUUUGUGUUUUGUAAAGAAAUUUCUUGUCAUUUUGGGUUUUGGAAAGAAAGUUCUUGUUAUUUUUUGAUUUGUAAAGGAAGUUCUUGCCAUUUUUUGUUUUGUGAAGAAAGUUUUUGCCAUUGUGUGGUUUGUAAAGAAAGUUCUUGCUAUUUUUUCUUUUGUAAAGAAAGUUCUUGUCAUUUUGGGUUUUGGAAAGAAAGUUUUUGUUAUUUUUAGGAUAACAUCGGCCCAAACAUUGCUUUUGGUGAAAGAAUGUCGAAAAAACGGAGAAAUUGUGGCUUUGACUGGUGGAGCGGCGAACGAUGCUCCAGCUUUGUCAAAAGCUAAUGUUGGUAUCUCUUCUAAGAAGUUUAGUAUGUUUUUCCUAUUGCCUCUACCUCUACUUUCAUCUUUAUCCUUCCCUCCCCCCUUUGUAUUAUCACAAACAAGCCUGCAAUACCCAUUUUAGACCUGCAGUACUAUUAUAAAACGAAGCUUACAGUACCCAACCAAAAUAUAAUUUUGAUUUUUAGGCACAGACGUAGCCCAGAGAGCAGCAGACAUUAUAUUAGAGUAUGACGGUUUACCAGCGAUUAUUGAAGCCAUUGGAGAAGGAAGAACUUUAUUCAAAAAUAUGCAACUGGCCAUAGCCUAUACGCUGGCUCAUCUCUUCCCAGAAGUUUGUCCCAUCAUUUUGAAUUUCACUAUUGGAUUGCCGUUGGCUUUGUCUCCGCUACAAGUAAAUUUUUAAUUUUUUAGUCUACCCUUGCUUUAUAUUUGCCCUACUCUACUCUACCAUACUUUACCCUGCCCUAUCCUACCCUACCCUAUCCUACCAUACCAUAUCCUACCUAACCCUAUUCUAUCCUACUCUACCAUAUCCUACUCUACUUUACCUUACUCUCGUCUACCUUACCUUGCUCUAUCAUAUCGUAGCGUACCGUACUUUAGCCUAUCCUAACUUACUCUAAUCUACCGUACUGUGUUGCACCGUAUUUUAUCUUAAUUGGCUUUAUGCUGUCAUAAUUGUGGUCUACCUCACACAAGCUUGCUCUGCUCUACCGGAACCUACCCUUUCCAAACAUGUCAUAUUUUACUCUAUUAUGGUUUAUUCUACUUAAUCUUACUCUACCUUACCCUAACUUUGCUUUACUCUGCCUUAAACACACCUUCUCUUUUUUAUGUAUAUUUAACCUAUCAUUACCUAUCAUAUUUACAAACAUAUUUUUAGGUACUAAGCAUUGACUUAGCAUGUGAAUUAUUGCCUUCAAUAGCAUUAGCUUUUGAAAAACCAGAAAAUGAUGUUAUCAAGUGUCCUCCAAGGUCACCAAAACAAAAAAUGGUCAGUUAUGGACUAAUGAUCUAUUCCUAUUUCUUCAUUGGAGCUAUUAUCACAUUGGGAUGCUUCAUAUCUUAUCUGACUGUUUAUUAGUAAGUUUUUUUUCUAUUUUUAGGCUAAAAAUUAUGUAAAAUACGUGCAUCUUGAUCUUUUUUGUAAAUAUGCAAAUUUAAACAAUUUUUUUUUCAAAAACUAUGCAAAUUAAAAAAAAUCAAUUUUUCUCAAAAAAUAUGCAAAUUUUCAAAAAAUUGUACUUUUGCGCCAACCGGGAUUCGAACUCGGGCCUCUGCCUUGGGAGGGCAGCGUCCUAACCACUGGACUACUGACGCCUUGAAACAAACGAAAAGCGGCAAAAAUUAAUGCCAACGGGUACCACGGAUUCCCAUGGAUAUGAGAAAAGGAAAGGCUUUAUCAAAUAAGACCAAAAAUGCGUUUUUUAUUUAUGAUAUCAAGGAAAAACGGCCAAAAAACGUUUUUAUGAUACCUGAAACUGAGCCUCUAUGACUGGCUUGAUCUCGGAGUGGUGCAGGCUAAAGCAAACUUCAAGAGGGCCAGGCCAACUGAUGUCGUCUCUAAGGCCGGGGCUUAAACUAGGACUUGACCUGUAGGCCGAAAUAUUGAGCUCGGCCUUUUUGCAGGUGUCGCUUUAUAAACAUUUUCCACUAGUCUAAAGCCAAUUUUAGCUACAGUUUAAAAAAAAACUUUACUUAACAAAUGCGAUAUAUAUAUAAUUGAAUUUGGCAUAUCUCUAAGCAAAAAAAAAUUUUUUUUUGAUUUUUAAACGUUUUGGAAACCGAAUUAAACUUUAAACUUUCAGUGCAAAACAAACUUUGAGUUAUUAGCGUAACGAAGAAUAAUUAGAAAAAUUAAUUAUUUUAGGGCGCGUAAACUUUUGCAGACACAUUAAUCUGAAAGUAGGGCGGGUUAGAAUAGUGAAGGUUACUGUAUGAAAGUUGGGAAGUGUAGGAUAAGGAAUUGUAGGAUAGGGUAGGGUAGAGAAAGUUACGGUAUGGUAGAGUAGGUUACAAUACUCUAAGGUAGUGUAGGGCAGGAUAAUGUAAGGUACAGUAUGGUAGGAUAGGACAAAGAAAGUUACGGCAGGUAUGGUCGAUGAGGACAGGUUACGCAAUGGUAAGGUCGGGUAUGGUAGGGUAGAGUGAGUUACUUUACCAUAGGGUAUUGUGGGGUAGGCUAGGCUAGGCUAGGCUAGGGUAGGGCAGGGUAGGAUAGGGUAGCGUAGUGCAGAGUAGGUUAGGGUAGGGUAGGGUAAGGUAGGGUAGAGUAGGACGUGGUAGAAUAGGGUAGGGUAUGGUAAGGUGGGGUCAAAAAUAAUUCGCAAAACAUCCGCUUCUAUAUCUUUUACUGUUACCAUAGCCUACAAACCUUAUUUUAGUCACCACGGUAUUCCACCAUCAACCCUACCCUUUUCUCGAACAGAUUUUUGGCAUGGUGACGCCGAAAAUCUGACUUCACCGUUAACAGGUGAAGUACUGUACGCUGAGCACCAACUCGAAGUGCUAGGCCAAGCUUCAGCGACCUACCAAGCCACAUUGGUCGUAGCUCAAGUGUUUCAUAUCUUCACUUGUACCACUAAACGAUCAUCAGUACUACAACGACUACCUAGUGCAGCUCUAAUUCUUACUGUAGCGGUCGAAAUUGGCACUUUGUUCGUGCUGUUUAAUAUACCCUACGCUAGAGAGCUGUUGGGUGUGAGUGAACCGCCCUUGUUUGCAUGGAUUUUUGGACCGGUGGUUGGAAUUGUCAUUGUUGUUUUGACGGAAAUACGAAAAUAUUAUAUUAGGCAGAGUCGAAAAGAUAACUGGUAUCAUAAAAUGGAGUUUUAAAAUGACUUUUGUAUAAAUAAAUUUAAUAGUAUGAGCUGGAAACAGUUUUUGACAUGUUUUGUAAAGUUCGGGCCAUACUAGAGAAAGCACCCAACAUAAUAAAGGCACCCACUGGUUUAAAGCACCCAGCAAUAUUUAUUCAAAUUUUAUCAUUAUGAAACGUAGCGCUUUCGAAGAGCGGUGUAGAAGUGUCCAAUUCGUGAAUGGCGAUUGUUUUAGCGAAAACUGAAAAAAAUAUAAUAAGGUGCACGACUACUGUAACUAGAUAGUUGGCCUCUAUAACUAGAUGGUUGGCUACUGUAACUAAGAAAUGGGCUACUAUAACUAAAUAGUUGGUUACUGUAACUAGAUGGUUGGCUACUGUAACUAGAUAGUUGGUUACUGUAACUAGAUGGUUGGCCACUACAACUAGAUAGUUGGCUACUAUAACUAGUUAGUUGGCUUUUGACUACUGAAACUAAAUAAUGGGCUACUGUAACUAAAUAAUGGGCUACUGUAACUAGAUAGUUGGCCACUAUGACUAGUUAGUUGGUAGUUGGCUACUGUAACUAAAUAAUGGGCUACCGUAACUAGAUAAUGGCUGCUACAACUAGAUAGUUGGCUACUGUAACUAAAUAGUAGGCUACUAUAACUAAACAAUGGGCUACUAUAAUAAGAUAACAUUAAUAUUAUGGUAAAAUCAAACGUAUUCUUUAAAUAAAUACUAAAUUCUUACCUGUUAUCCAUCUGUAUAUCAUAGUAAAAGUCUUCAUAAACUCAAUAGAAGAUGACUUCUUUGAAGGUGGUUGAUCUUGGCCUAGGUUGUGAGGUAGUCGAUGAAUCCAUGAUCACCACGGUCAGAUUCCAUGCUGACCCGACCGUCUCACGCAGUCGAUAA
This is a messenger RNA of Bursaphelenchus okinawaensis, 9043 nucleotides long. The record is from the annotation of a GenBank genome assembly. NCBI's taxonomy places the organism in Eukaryota, Metazoa, Nematoda, Chromadorea, Rhabditida, Aphelenchoididae.